Molecule: messenger RNA, 1336 nt
Organism: Cuscuta europaea
Lineage: Eukaryota; Viridiplantae; Streptophyta; Magnoliopsida; Solanales; Convolvulaceae
Source: the annotation of a GenBank genome assembly
AGGAUGAAAUAAAAUUGGACUCUAUCGUGAAGCCAUCGCUGAUCGAGUCACUUCAUCUCAUUCACACUUCACCGCUUUGACCAUUGGAAACGAACUUGGAUUUCUCAUACGCUCUUACUCGUAUAUAGCUGUGGUAAAGCCCCAGUUUAUUGAGUCGCGAACCCAUAUUCGUUCGCCUUUUCACGUUCCAAGAGCAAAUUCUAAGCGAAUAUGGCAGCGUCAUUUAUUCAAGAGAUCCUCCCUCCCUCUCUGGACUCAUCAUCCCAGCCACCCAACCUCUUCGAUGGAACCACCAGGUUGUACACCAAUUAUCAGUGCCCAUAUGCCCAGCGGGUUUGGAUUACUCGGAAUUACAAGGGUCUACAAAAUGAGAUAAAAUUGGUUCCAAUUGACCUUCAGAAUAGGCCUGCUUGGUACAAGGAGAAAGUGUACCCUGAGAACAAGGUGCCUUGUUUGGAGCACAAAAACAAAAUUAUUGGAGAAAGUCUUGACCUGGUCAAGUACAUAGACAGUAACUUUGAAGGUCCAUCUCUUUUACCAAGUGAUCCUGAGAAACAGAAGUUUGCCGAGGAGUUGAUAGCGUACAGUGACACAUUCAACAAACAAGUGUUUGGUUCAUUCAAGGGAAACCCAGAGAAAGAUGCAGCUGGUGCCCUUGACCUUAUAGAAAAAGCACUUGGCAAAUAUGAUGGGCCUUUCUUCCUUGGAGAGAUUAGUCAGGUUGACAUUGUUUAUGCUCCAUUCUUUGAAAGGUUCCGCCCCUUCAUACUGGAAGUGUUUAAGUAUGACAUUGCAAACGGCAGGCCUAAUAUAGCAGCAUGGAUUGAGGAGUUGGAGAAGCUUGAUGUUUACAAAGUGACGAAAUGUGACAUCCCAAAAAUGAUUGAAUUUUUCAAGGCUCGCUUUCAGGUUCAAGCGUAAAAUGGAGAUCGAUUUCAUCCAUCUUUCAAGUGAUAAGAUAGUAUUUUCAUCAACAAGUGAUGCUGUUUAGAAGUUGCUAUAGAUCUUAAACAUAUAAUGCAAUUUGCAAUGCGUGAUAAAAAAUACCAUCCUUAUAGUUGGCCUUUUAUACUACGUACGGAGUAUAUAAUAAAAAACCCUAUCUUUAUAUAGCUCACUCCAAUAAAAUUCUGGCUCUAAACUUUGAUGUAUGUUCGGCUAUUGUAUACUCUGUAAUAUUUAUAAUAUAUGGAGUUGACUUGUUUGUCAAUGUUCCCAUUGUGUCAUGGGAUAUUUUAGAAUCUCUUACUUUUGAACUGAAAUUUACUUUACGAAGUUAGUUUGGAGGUUUACUUUUGAACAUAUGUUUUUCUUAAAUAGUGUAAUAUAUUGGUCC